GUAAAGAAUUCAUAAAUUUCAUUAUAUAUAUAUAAAAAAAAAAAGUACAAUAUGAUCAAACAACCACAAGUUCACAACUUAGAAAAACAACAGGUGUUCCAGGCAAAUUCUCAAGUUUACGUCCACUUAAAAAUCUGGAAACCUUGUUCUCGAUAAGUAGAAGAGGCAUCUUAUAAAGCAUUCAACCACACUGCAGAUUUUGACACGUGGACCCAGAGCAUUAUAAACGGAUGCAAACCUAUUUAUAUUCCACUCUUUAAUCUUCCUUUUCUGUUCCGCUCUCCCCACCACCACUUCUCCCUUCUCUCCACCUUUCUCUCUCCUCUACUCCGCCACCUCCUCCGCCCCCUCACCCUUCUCUCAACCUCUUUUGAUAUCGUGUCCGAACAUCGACACCGUAAAACUCACUGAUUUCUUGUCGAAUCGGUUCAACUCGAAUUGAAAUCGCUCCGAUUUGGUUAUCUCGGGCGGAGAUAUCCGGAGAAUCUCGGAGUUUUUUGAAUUUUUUUGUGAGUUAUUGAGAAAUGACGACCUCAACUACUAGCGCUGUUUACAUCCAUGUUAUUGAAGAUGUUAUCGAGAAAGUUCGCGAAGAGUUCGUUGCCGAUGGCGGUCCCGGCGAAAAAGUCCUCCAAGAACUACAAGGACUUUGGGAGUUGAAAAUGAUGCAAGCGGGAGCUGUGUUACAGCCGAGUGAGAGGCCGUCAGUGCCGAAGCCGGGGCCGGGAGCUGCCAUAACGCCUGUUCAUGAUUUGAAUGUGCCUUAUGAAGGAACUGAAGAGUAUGAAACUCCCACUGCUGAGAUGCUUUUCCCUCCGACGCCGCUGCAAACUCCAAUUCAGACUCCUUUGCCAGGAACUGCAGACAGCUCGAUGUAUAACAUUCCUACAGGACCUUCAGAUUAUCCUACUCCGACUUCUAAUGAAGGUGUUGGUGCCUCAAAUGACAUAAAGCCUGGAGUUGGAAGGCCUAGCCCUUACAUGCAACCACCUUCACCAUGGAUGAAUCAGAGGCCUCCACUUGGUGUGGAUGUUAAUGUGGCUUAUGUGGAAGGCCGAGAAGAGGUAGAUAGAGGAUCCUCACAACCAGCAACUCAGGAUUUCUUUACAGGGCCUACCGGGAAAAGAAAACGUGAUGAAUUUCCACCACAGUAUCAGGGAGGUGGAUAUAUACCUCAGCAAGAUGGAGCUGGGGAUGCUGUAGGUGAUGUUUUUGAACUGGAGAUCAUUCAGAGCAAGCCCUCUGGAAGAAGUGGCACUGUAAAAGUCACAUCGGCGCAGCAGAAAGAAUCCUCUUCUAGGAUUCCCCAACUAGAUGGACCAAUUCCUGAUCCUUAUGAAGACAUGCUUUCCACACCCAAUAUAUACAAUUAUCAAACCGUCAAUGAAGACUACAAUGUGGUGAACACUCCAGCUCCUGACCUGCAAGCUAGCACCCCUGCUCCCCCUACCCAGAAUGAUCUUGAUGAAAACGGUGAUGACGAACCACCUUUGAAUGAGAAUGAUGAUGAUGAUUUGGAUGACAUCGACCAAGGAGAAGAGCUUAACACACAACAUUUGGUUCUGGCUCAGUUUGAUAAGGUGACACGUACCAAGAGCCGUUGGAAGUGCACCCUUAAGGAUGGCAUAAUGCAUAUAAACAACAAGGACAUUUUGUUCAACAAGGCUUCAGGAGAAUUUGAUUUCUAAUUUUGAGAGAACGAAGUCUUUUAGGGAAGUUCAGUGGCUCUUAGAGGGAAGUUGUCCGAGUUGCCACUCAGCAUCUCUUGUCUUGUCCUGGUUUAUCGUUAGCUAGAUCUUUUGAGGUUAAAGAAUGGAAUCAGUAUAUGCUGUUAGAGAUUGGAUGAAAGUGGUUGGCCAGUUGUAUAUAAAGCAAGAGCCCUUUGGCCUUUAAUGCGGAUGGCUAAGUCAGAUUAUCAUCAUUUCUUAAAUGGAAUAUGUGAUUCCAUUAGUUCUGUACACUUCGGACAUUUGGAUCAUCUUCUAGAGAUUGCAUUUUUCCCAGCUCUCUGUCUCUUUUUAGCACCAUGAUUGUGUAGAUUAGGUUAAACAUCAUGUUAUCAGUUACUAUGACGCAAUUAUAAUCUGUGGUUUAGUAUACUGGUGUUUCUAAUGUUCUUGAUGGACACUAUGCAAUAGUUUGAUUUUUGUUAUUUUGAAAAUAUGUAAGAAUGCCAUUCAUUGA
Messenger RNA from Chenopodium quinoa (quinoa), 2184 nucleotides. RefSeq names its product transcription initiation factor IIA large subunit-like. Gene Ontology annotation, biological process: transcription initiation at RNA polymerase II promoter; transcription by RNA polymerase II. The record is from RefSeq and is a predicted model, not a curated record. Lineage: Eukaryota; Viridiplantae; Streptophyta; Magnoliopsida; Caryophyllales; Amaranthaceae. Gene Ontology annotation, cellular component: transcription factor TFIIA complex. The transcript has 11 exons. The coding region runs from base 525 to 1688 and encodes 387 amino acids.